Messenger RNA from Psylliodes chrysocephalus, 471 nucleotides. NCBI's taxonomy places the organism in Eukaryota, Metazoa, Arthropoda, Insecta, Coleoptera, Chrysomelidae. The record is from the annotation of a GenBank genome assembly.
AUGCUCCAAAGAAAUAAUUUCAUCUGUAAACAGGCUGAAAGUGUUGCAGAUUGUUUAAUUGUGAAUACUGCUAUUGAACACAGCAUCCUGGGUAAUGAUUCCAACAUUGUGAUAGUAGCAGAAUAUAUUGAUCUGUUGGUAUUACUUACAGCAUUGGCACCAAAUAGCAGGGAAAUAUUUUUUCACAAGCCGGCCAAAGGAAAACAAGUGCAGCAACAUUAUUCGUCCAAAAGCCUUGAUUACUCGCCCUGUUUGAAAGAACAUGUCUUACUUUUACAUGCUAUAUCUGGUUGCGAUACAACCUCAUCAUUUUAUGGGAAGGGAAAAACAAAACUUCUAGAUCUUGUACUUCAAAGUCCAACUUUGCAGGAAGCAGCAGCAACUUUCAAGCAGCCGAAUGCUAAUAUUCAGGAAAUAUAUAGCAGUGAUGUAAAGUUAAUUCUUGCGUGCUAUAGUGCCAAUACUUAUUGA